AUGCUCAUCAGAUCCCCCAGCGAAGAAGACGCCGAAGCCGACGACGUCUCCAACGGCGAGCUCAGGUCCAAACGCAACCUAUCUCUCAAGCACCACUACCCUCCGACAACAGAUCUCUUCAAUCUGGACAAGGAAUGCCAGAAGCUUGCCCUGUCGACCAACGUUGGAAUCUUCCUUUGCAUCUGGUUCGCUUGGAAUGAUGCUGAGCCCAAGUGCAUGGACAAUACAAGAUCUCCUUCUCCUUCUAGCAGCGUUACCUUCUGUUUUCUCUGGAUCUUCAAGCGCAAGGUCGUGGUUCCCCUGCUCACUGCCCACGUCAGGGUGCUCUUCGACUUCCACCAAGGCGGUGUCAGCGUCUUCGUCUUCAUCUCUGCUGAUGGUUUCGGGUGGGCUCUUAACCUGGGCGAUACGAUGGCGGAAGCCUCAUAG
Messenger RNA from Telopea speciosissima, 429 nucleotides. Its product is annotated as WD repeat-containing protein LWD1-like. Lineage: Eukaryota; Viridiplantae; Streptophyta; Magnoliopsida; Proteales; Proteaceae. The coding region runs from base 1 to 429 and encodes 142 amino acids. The transcript has a single exon. The record is from RefSeq and is a predicted model, not a curated record.